Molecule: messenger RNA, 1962 nt
Organism: Colletotrichum graminicola M1.001
Lineage: Eukaryota; Fungi; Ascomycota; Sordariomycetes; Glomerellales; Glomerellaceae
Product: fungal specific transcription factor domain-containing protein
Exons: 1
Coding region: 1-1962 (653 amino acids)
Biological process (GO): DNA-templated transcription
Molecular function (GO): DNA binding; zinc ion binding
Source: RefSeq, a predicted model, not a curated record
AUGUGUCGUCAGCAGGCAACAGCCAUAGCUUCACCCGCAGUCAACUUUGCAACGCCAGCAUCCCCUUCCGCCACAGUCGCUGUUCCUCCGGAGGACACCGGAAGACCCGGUGAACCUUCAGCAUCCGGCACAGUCCCCUCGACAACCCCAAGUAGAGGAGGAAGGCUGCAAGGUGAAAGUGGCCAAGACCAACAGUCAGAGUCACUCGUCGGCAACCUCUUCAAGAGCCGCGAUGCACCCUCUUUCUUUGGUUCCUCCUACUUCGGUCCUCAAGCCGCAGCAAAAAUCAUACAAGCCCCCGCACCGGAACUCUCGUCCGGUCUGUCUCAAAAGGCUAAAGCAGGCUCAACGCAUUCAUUCCGCGACGAAGGUGGCCCUUUUUCGCAGAUAUGGGAGUUGCUGGGGUUGCUCCCGCGAAAGAAGUCAACCUGUGAUCGAUUGGCGGACUGCUUCUUGAACGAGCUCAACUGGGCAAUUGACGCAGUACAGCCGACCUCGUUCAAGGCCAAGUACGAAAACUUCUGGUCUCGGAAAUUCGGGUUUGAUGAUUUCGCUACAAUCGACCUCCGUUGGCUGGCACUGCUGUUCAUUGUUAUGGCCUACGGUGUGCUCCUGGAUUGCCCAAGACCGCGGAACAAAGAGAUCCAACGCGAAGUCUACGACACCUCGCAGCGGUUCUACUGGGCUGCCCGGAGAGCUAUCGUAAUUGCCCCGACUUUCUAUGGCGAAUCUACCGAUCUCGUCCGAGCCGGCGUUCUAGUAACGCGUUACCUGAUUUAUACUCGUCGUGUGCCUGAAUCGUGGUUGACAACUAGCUUCGCGAUGCGCAUGGCCCAAGCCCAGGGCAUGCACAUCGACGGCGAGAGGUGGAGGCUUCCCAGGAAAGAGACAGAGACCAGACGGCGGCUCUGGAGCAAUCUUUAUAUGCUCGAUAAGACCAUUGCCCUCGCUCUCGGACGGCCGUUCGCCAUCGUCGACCAACAGUGUCUGGUGAAGCAGGCCUCCAACGUAUGGUUGGAUGACCUUGACGAUGAGGAAGCGGCGGCUAUCCCAGAGGCUCCUCUGUCAGAGCCAACUGCAAGUGUCUUUAGCCGUCUUGCCCACGAACUUGCUGUCGUCGUCGGCAAGAUCCAGGAGCAGUGUUUCGGCCUGUUUACCGUGUCGUACGAAACAGUCUUGACACUAGACAAGGAGAUUGAUACCUGGAGGGGCAGUUUACCACCAUACUUCAACCUCAAAGAGCCUGGCACGAGCAAAGACGAACGCCUCCCCUUUUUGCCUUGGCAAAGACUUCAUCUGCAUAGCAUGUAUCACUUUGCGCGGGUGACCCUCCAUCGCCCGUUUCUUCUCCGGCAAUCGAUCACGAACAGAUACCAGCACAGCCACGACGUAUGCAUCGCGUCCGCUUGCGCAGACCUUGACAUGGGUCUCAAGCUCUUCAGCCAGCCUCUCAAUGACCGCUUGAAGUGGACCCUCGGCCCGCACAACCUCUUCAAUAGCGCUUUAGUCCUGGGUAUCAUUGCCGUCCGCGAUCCCCACUCGCGAAGGUCGCAGGCCAUUCUAGAGGAUCUGGCAGCAUACUGCGAGAUGCAAAGGAACGAUGUGUGGCUCAACGAGUUUGCCAUGGCCGAGGUCAAGAUCGUCGAGCUAUGCAUCAAGAAAGCCCGACAGUCACAACCACCACCGGCAAGCACGGUGGUACCUCUCGCUCUCGCGUCCGCUUCUCCGGGCAGGCGCCCCUCGCAACCAGUUGGGCAGAGUCAUAUGAUGCCCACGCAACCACAGCUGCCGGUUGAGAGCCCCGACUUUGAUCCUUUGAUGGCAGGUCUGGGGCUUCCGUAUAGCACAGCGAGCGCGCAGAUGACUUGGGAUGACCCGGGAUUCUUUCUACCUGAGAACGGGGACUUGUUGCAGUGGGAGCAUGUUCUUAACACCAUCAUGCAUGACCAAACAAGUAUUUGA